AUGAGUGUAGAGAUCCUCGACGGCAAGACGGUCCGGAGCUUCGUGGAGGAUGAGGGCGCCUUCAACUCCUCCGUCGACGGCCGGUUCGCCGCGCUCGACGCCGACCGCGACGGCCUGCUCUCCUACGCGGAGAUGGCCGACGAGCUGAUGAGCCUCAGGGUUCUCGACAAGCACUUCGGCGUCGACGAGGCCGCCAUGAGCGCCGACGAGCUCGUGGAGCUGUACCGCGGCCUGUUCGCGCAGUUCGACCGCGACGGCAGCGGCGCCGUCGACCUGGAGGAGUUCCGAGCAGAGAUGAAGGAGGUGUUGCUCGCCGUCGCCAACGGGCUCGGGUUCCUGCCGGUGCAGAUGGUCGUCGAGGAAGGCAGCUUUCUGAAAGUGGCCGUCGACAGGGAGCUGGCCAAAGCUGCUUAAAUGUUACCUGAACCGGCGAGCAGAUUAUUUCUAUUCUUGUGUUCUUAAUUUGAUCAUUGUUGGCCUUUGUUCAGAUGUAGUUUUCAUUGUUACUUGCUCCUUUAAGUGAUAGUACAAUGGUAUCUGCACGUAUGGCAGACUCAGAAUGUAAUUCAC
This is a messenger RNA of Oryza brachyantha (malo sina), 570 nucleotides long. RefSeq lists its product as uncharacterized. The transcript has a single exon. The record is from RefSeq and is a predicted model, not a curated record. Bases 1 to 414 code for a protein of 137 amino acids. Lineage: Eukaryota; Viridiplantae; Streptophyta; Magnoliopsida; Poales; Poaceae. Gene Ontology annotation, molecular function: calcium ion binding.